Messenger RNA from Rotaria sordida, 750 nucleotides. The record is from the annotation of a GenBank genome assembly. Lineage: Eukaryota; Metazoa; Rotifera; Eurotatoria; Philodinida; Philodinidae.
AUGAUAACUACGAACCUGAUCACAAGCACAUUCACAUCGAACAAUGAAGAUUCAGAGGGAGAAGUAAUUUCGACUAAGAAAAAACUGGUGUGGAAUGAUAAAUGGCUUGAAUUCAAAGAAAUGCCAAAGUUAGAAGAAACAAAGAUCGAUACUCUGUCAACAUUGAAGCGGUGUCCCAAUUUCAUAUCGCAGGAGGAGGGUGAUGCUCUGUUUGAUCACUUGAUGGAAGAAUUGAAUUUUGAGCACACUGCAAUUUCUAUGUAUGGAAAACCUGUCCAUUUACCACGUCUUCAAUCUUGGUUCGCAGAAGAAGGAUUGGUCGUAAAGGAGCUAUAUCAGAAGCAAAAGCAGCACGUAUGGACUCCACCGAUGCGGAAGUUGAAAGCUCAACUUGAAAAACAGCUCGAUGUGAAAUUCGAUUAUUGUUUGGUCAACUUGUACAGGAACGGCAACGACUACAUCAAUUUUCAUGCUGACAAUGAGGCAAAAGACGUCAUCGCUUCCAUGACAUUGGGCGCGACACGCAGAUUUCUCCUACAUCAUCUCAGUUGUUUUGGUAAAGUUCUUACACGAAAGAAAAAGCCUUUGACAAAUCCCAGUAAGAAAAAGUACGAAUUUUCGUUGACGAACGGAUCACUCAUCGUGAUGUUAGAUGACACACAACAGUAUUGGAAACAUUCAGUGCCCAAGGAGAAGACCGUAAAAAGUCCUCGCAUCAAUCUUACAUUUCGUACCAUCCAAGACAAAUGA